AUGUGUGUGUUUUCAGAGGGGUAUAUAAUGGCCACCAAUGGUAAUGUGCAUAAUUUCAAGAGAACCGUUUUGAUAACUGGAUCAACCGAUGGAAUCGGUCGACAGACUGCGCUUGAGCUUGCUGCUCGGCAUAACGAGAACUUCGUCAUUGUACACGGAAGAAGUGCCGAGAAAUGCGAAUCAACGGUCGAUUACAUUGUACGAGAGAACAAAUUGCCUGAUCACUCGAAUAUUGACUACGUUGUGGCCGAUUUCUCUGAUUUGAAAGAGGUUUGUUAA
This is a messenger RNA of Anisakis simplex (herring worm), 279 nucleotides long. The record is from the annotation of a GenBank genome assembly. NCBI's taxonomy places the organism in Eukaryota, Metazoa, Nematoda, Chromadorea, Rhabditida, Anisakidae.